AUGAUGACUAUCUGUGGAGUGUAUUCGGUGUGCGCAUUAUUUUGCUUUUAAACAUAUAAAUAUUAAAAUAGAAGGUUUUAUAAUUUGCGAUUCUUUAUUAUAAUAUAAUUUCACAUUAAUAUUAAGAUGCAGCUUACAAACAUUGCGUUUUAUGCUAGUUUUUCUAUGUAAUGAAUGCAAUGCGCGCCCUUUCUUGUUAGAUUGUCUUCAAAAUGGCGUCAAGUGUCGAAUGUGUUUAUAGAUAGACGCGAUAGCAUGUGUGUUCAAAGUAGGCUAAAAAUAGAGGGCUUGCAUGAAGCUAGUUGCAUAAAUUGUGAUGAAAAAUGUCCAACACAGUGAUAACUAAUUAUACGGACCUAAAUGGACCAUCUACCAAAACCGAUAGUUCUGUGGUUGUUAUUGUAAACAAGGAUGGAUCCUUGUCAGUCGACCAGAAUUUACUGGGUACUCUCAUGGGUAGUGAUGGAUCUCAAGCUGCUGGUAUAAGUGUAGUACGCGUUGGCCAUGAAGGCCGGCCUGAUGAUGCUACUGACUCCGAAAACGAGGACGAUAAAGUUCCUCAUGUAACACUUUCGGUAGAUAGCUAUUAUAAUGAGCCAGACAGUAUUAUAAAGUAUGAUAGUGGAGCAGAAAUGUUACAAUCUUUAAGAAUAGAAACAAGAGAGAACAGUUUAGUUGGUUUUCAGAAUGACCAUUGCUACACACCAUUGACAUCUCCAAGUCAAGUUUUACCACAAAAAAGUGAACCAUUUGCCCCUUAUGAUGAUCCCGUUAUAGAGAUUACUCAUACUCCUCCACCCAAACCAGUUUCUACACCUAAAAAGAUAACAAUCUUGGAACAACAAAUAAUACCUAAAGGAAAAAAAAUUGUUUUAAAUUCAACAGAACCUUCAAUUAUUUUAAAAGGUAAUGAUCUUUUAACAAAACCUUUACCAGUUUUGACCAAGUCGAAACUUUUAAAUGAAGUGGCAAAAUGCUCUGAACCAGACUCAAAAGGUGAGGAAAAUACGGAAUCAUCAUCGGCUAGCUCUUCUGGUGAUAGUAUACAAGACAGAGAUUCAGAUUCUGAUUAUAAAGAUACAAAAGAUAAAUCAGGUCCACAAAAAUUAAGAAGGCUGAAAGCAAAACCAAGAAUUUUAAAAAGUGUUCAAAUGGGUCGGGCUGCUAAAGCAGAUCCCAAAGUAGCAUCAAAACUAAAAAUUAAUAAAAAUGUUAUAAAAAGAAAUAUUAAAGAAAAACUAUUGAAUAAGAAUCCUUCGCUAGAAAAAAAGGAGAUCGAUUUAGACAGUUUAAUUCCUGCUACAAAGGUGCAAGUGUGUACUGCUGCUGCUGAGCAAAGUAAAUUGGUGCCUAAACCAACUUUGAGUAAAGUUGUUAAAAAAGAAAAGAAAACACCAGCCCAUAUGACUGCUUUAUUAUCAGAUAUGACUUCAUUAUUUUCUACACCUGAUGUUAUUAGACGAGUGUCAACUGAGAAUAAAUUGCCAACUAAAAGUGAGAAAGAAACUAUAGUGAUAAAUAAAAAACCCAGUGAGCUUACAAAACCACUUGAAUCAAGUGAUAUGAAAUCUAUUAUUCAGCCUGUGUCUAUUUCAAAGCCUGAUAAUACAGAAGAUAUAAAAUCAUUAGUACCACAAAAAACAUAUGUGAAGACAACAAAGGCAAUAACAAACAUGGCAGAAAAAAGCACCAAAGGCUAUGAUCCCAUGCCUCAACUAGAUGAUGCAAGUUUAGCUCAAAUAUUGCAAGACACAACUUCACAGUCAAUGAAAGUGCAACCUAGUAUUGUAGCUAAUGUUAUAAACAGUCCUGGUUUGGCUGGACCACUCUCUCCGACCCUAGAUUUAUUAGGUGGACUCCAACCAGAAGAAGAUGGAUUGACUGAGGACUUGUUAAUGCAUGUUGCUCAGUUGGUUGAAAGUUCAGAAAAUUUACAAGAAGUUAUAGAUAAACAAGUAUUGGGUAAAGUUGAUCCUGCUCCUGUUAAAACUCCAGUUACAUUGCCUUUUCAACAUACUCCAACAACUAGUAAUCUGUAUGCAUCACCUCCUCUGCUAAAGUCUACAGUAAAAACCGCUGUGCCUCGUAAAGAUCCAAUAGAGAUAGUAAGACGUGAUGGUCGUGUUAUCACAUUGCCACCCAUUGAAGCACCAGCAACUCGGUCAUCUAAACGAAAGAACCAAGUUGAAUCAACAAGUGUAUUGGAUAGUUCAGUAAUAGGAGUUCCUGCACAAAUUCAACCUAAUGUUAUAGUUACUCCGGAACCUACAGUACAGCAUGUUUCAAAGCAAUAUACAAAUAAAAAACUCACUAAUAGAAGACAACUAGAACAAGCACCCCAAGUGACAACAAUUGAAAAGAUCUCUGUGGAAUCUCAAGAAAGCUGGAAUUCAGAAGAUGAUCCCAACAGAUUAUGGUGUAUCUGUAAGCAACCACACAACAACAGAUUCAUGAUUUGUUGUGAUGGAUGUGAAGACUGGUUCCAUGGAAAGUGCGUCAACAUCACAAAAGCUAUGGGUCAACAAAUGGAAGAACAAGGGAUUGAAUGGAGAUGUCCGAAUUGUGUUAAAAAUAGUAAAACUUCUGUUAAGAAUGCUGCCAAGGUACCUACAACACCAAAGGAAACUACUGGAGUAAGUACCCCACAGCCUGCUAUCACCAAAGAAUUAGCCUCAAAAACGACUUGUAUAGUUUGCAAGAAACCUGCACGAGCCAGUAGUAUUUAUUGCAGUGAUGCAUGUAUACUUAAACACGCCCAAGACUCAUUAGGGAGUCAAACAUCCACUUCUAAAAUUGAAAACACUAGUGGCAAAGCACCUGAAAAACCCAACUCAGAAUCUAGGGUAAUUGUUUAUGAAAGAAAAUCUGGAAGACUUCUGGCAGGGCCAAACGCUCCUACUGCAGAAAAUUUAAAAACAUGGCUCCAGAAGAACCCAACAUUCGAAGUGGUCAGGCCAGGGACAUUGAGUGCUAUUAAACCUAAUAUUCCAAAAAAGAAAUCCAUAAAUGAGCCUAAUAAAAUUCAAACUACUCUAAAUUUUGCUAGAAUUCCUAAAAAAACAGUAGAACAACCCACACAACCUAAAACUCCACAGUCUGAGCCUAAGGAAAAAAUAUUGAAGGUUCUUGUUUCACCUAAAGAAGAGGUUAAAGUCCCACCUCAACCUAAAACACUAGUUACACCUAAGUCCCAACUACAUCAAAUAUUUGAAACACCAAAAUCCACUAAAGUUUUGAGUGAAUCUAAGAAGCCUGUUCGUGCAACUACAAGUAGAUCUCAGUCUUUAAUUGAUAAGCCUCAGGCAGUUUCGCCAUCAACAUCGCGACGGAAAGACACUCCAGACAAAAGGUCAAGAAUGAGCACGGAAGAUCCUAUCAGGGACAAUGUACGAAAAGCUUUACAAGAACAAAUAUCCAAUCGUAUGGCAGAAAGUGAUGGGCCUAAGUUUACAGAAGAAGAAAUACAACAAUUUGCAAAUGAUACAGAGCUAGAAUUACAUGAACUUUUCAAUCGUGAUGUAGGAAUGAAAUAUAAAGCUAAAUACAGAUCACUUAUGUUUAACAUAAAGGAUCGUAAAAAUCUAUCUCUUUGGGAGAAGAUAUGUGAACACGUUAUUACACCUAAACAACUGGUAAGACUUUCACCAGAAGAAUUAGCAAGUCAGGAAUUAGCACAAUGGAGGGACAAAGAAGCCAAGCACCAAUUAGAAUUAAUUAAGAAAUCUGAAAUUGAUCUUCUAGCUGCAAGCAAAACAUAUGUUUUAAAAACACAUAAAGGAGAAGAGGUAAUGGAAACAAAGGAAUCUGUAUCAACAGAAUUGGAUCCAAAUGUGGCUGUGGAGGAUAUAGUAACAGUACUAAACGAUUCUGUUAGCGAUAGUGUACCAAAUGCUGAACCUCAAGAACAAACAAAGAAACAAGAUUCGCACAAAAAACAUAGUGGUAAUAAAAAGAAGGAUAAGGAAAAAGGCAACAGUUCAAGAAAAAAAGAUAAAGAAUCCAAACGAGACACAGAAAAAAGGAGUUCACGUUCUUCAAAACGAAAGUCAGAUAUUAAGGAAAGAGAACAUAGAUCAUCUCGGCGAUCCAUUAAGAGAUCAAGAUCAAGGUCAAAGUCAAAAGAAAGAUCAAAAACAGAUUAUUUUAAGGAAAAACCAGAUACACGAGACCGUUCAAGACACAGAUCACGGUCGAAAUUAAAAUCAAAAAGGCAAUCAAUAGAACAUUCCAGAUCUAAUUCACGAGGCCGUGAAAGGUCACGUUCGUUGCGACGUUCUUCGCGACGAUCUCAUUCCAGAGACGGUGCAAGGAGAAGAGAUUCGAAAGAAGCUCGUUCGCGUUCAACGCGGCGUAGUACAGAUGAAAAGUUCAAAAAUCGGUCCAGGUCGCAGGAGAUUUCCAAUAAGAGCAAAAAUGACUCAACUGAUUCUGAUUCUUUUGAAAGACCGAAGUCUGCUAUGAUGAAAGAAGUACAUCCUGAGUAUGAUCCUCAUGAACCUAUGAUAACUUCAGCAUUUUCAGAAGAGGAUUUGAGGAAAUCAAGAGAAGAUGUCUAUGAGGAUACUUAUAAAAAUGAUAUCUCUGAAUAUGGAAAUGUAGAAUAUGAUCCUUCAAAGACAUUCUCCAUUGAUGCUAAUGUUACUUUGUCUCCGCCUAAAUAUACUGAAAAACAAGACAAAUCUGAAGCUGAAAGCGAUCAAGAACCCAGUAGUACCGUUGAACAUUCAGCACCAACCGUUUGGAAUGGCUGUAUUAAUAUGGUGGAUGUAGCUCGCUUCUAUGUAGCGGCACAUGAGGUUUCUGGCAAUGCUGUAGACUUGGAGGAAGAUCUUGCACCUGAAUUAGAUAUAGUGGGCAGAAUAAACCCAGAUACAGUUUGGGAUUACAUUAGCAAGAUGAAGCGUGCUAGUAAUAAGGAUAUCGUUAUUUUAAAGCUCCAAGCUGCAAAUGACGAAGAGAAGAUGCAGUAUAUUGCAUUGUAUAGCUAUCUAAGUAGUCGCAAUAGAUUGGGUGUAGUAAAAGUAACUAACACAGCAACUGUGAAAGAUUUUUACAUAGUACCAAUACCGGCAAAUACAUCCUUGCCUCCGGUUCUAUUACCGCUGGAUGGACCAGGUCUUGGUGAAGUGAAGACGCAUCUUCUUAUAGCCAUCAUAAUAAGACAAAGGAAAAAACGUCAAGCACCACAUAUUCCCAAAGAUAUAAUACCAGCGAAGGUGGCGCGCGUGUCUCGUAAGAAGUCGUACACGCCACCACUGUCGCCGCGGCGUCGCGCGCUACCAAUGCCGACCUUCACCUCCACUGCUCUCUCCAACUCCGUCAAGGACAAAAUUGCAGCCUCGCUUGCGUGUGCAGACGACGACGAAGCUUACAGUCCGGGUUCAUCGUCGGGCAGUAAUAGUACAUCAGCGCCAUCACUUCCGCCUAACUCAAACACUUUAAGAAGUAAAGUGGAAGAACUCAACCGACAAAUUGAAGAACAAAAGCAACAAAUCCUUAAGAUGACCCAGGCGGACUCUUCGGUGUCCGAGGAGAAUGAGGCGUAUUCGCCGUCCAGACCCUUGACACCACCUACACCAGUUGUUCCACUGGAUGAAAUAGCUUUACCGUCAAAUCUUCAAGAGAUUCUUGCCACAAUAAAGCAACGAUCUGAAAAUACAACCGCGGACGUUGACAUGCGUACAUUACCUUUGCCUUAAUUUUUCUAUUUAAUAUAGACAUUUAUACUUUAUAUUUAAUUAUAAUUCACUUUAUGCAGUGCAGUAUAGGAUUACGUUUUUAGAAUUUAAUAUGUAGAAAACAAUGCAAUUGCAAUUCACAAUUUAGAUAUUUGUUAAUUUAGUAAAUCUACAGUAAUGGUAGAAUUAAAGUCCUUUGGAAUAUGCAAAGCAUAUUAUUAUAGUGUGAAUUCUGUGUGUUGCAAUAAUGAAGAGUUCAUGACAAUAAUAAUACAGCAUGAUAAUAUGAAACUUCCGAAAUUGUUAAACAUUUAUGCGUCUCAUAUACAUAGUGUUCUUAUGGUUUAAUUAUGUUUUGUAUAUUGUACAAAAUUAGAUUUGUUUAUACUUAAGAAAAUGAAUUAUAGAAAUCCUUUAUCAUAAAGUAAUAUACAUUUUUAAGACUUAAGAAGAAAUGAAAAUAUGAAAUAAAGAAUAAAAAUGCA
Molecule: messenger RNA, 6163 nt
Organism: Vanessa tameamea
Lineage: Eukaryota; Metazoa; Arthropoda; Insecta; Lepidoptera; Nymphalidae
Gene: pps
Product: protein partner of snf
Exons: 17
Coding region: 324-5699 (1791 amino acids)
Biological process (GO): DNA-templated transcription
Molecular function (GO): protein binding
Source: RefSeq, a predicted model, not a curated record